AAACCUGACAGGCAUCAGUGUUUGCUGUUUCGAAAAUGAAACUGGCGAGUGUUCGAGUUCAGCGGGGAAGUCGGAGAAAUCGAAAAUAGGACCAAAUUAUUUAUAGAAAUCUCCGGGACCUUUGAAUCCAGAUUGACCCAGGGGGAGCAGAGGAACCGGUCGGUUCGAGCUUCAUGCUGCGGGACCACAAAGGUGGUAAUUUGGGGAAAGCCAGCAGGAAAUGUGGCCCCACUCCCUCCAAUAGCAGGAUGGGUUGCACUGCUCUGAUAAGGAUUUUGUAGCAGUGGCUGCUUUGUGAGACUGAAGCUGCUGUCGCCAUGGCGCACUUUGAUACGGAGUACCAGCGUCUGGAGGCGUCCUACAGCGACUCUCCUCCCGGAGAGGAGAACCUGCUGAUGCAUGUCGCAGAAGGAGCCAAAUCUCAGUGGCACCAUAUCGAGAACCUGGAUCUGUUUUUCCAGAGAGUCUAUAACCUGCAUCAGAAAAAUGGAUUUACCUGCAUGCUGUUGGGAGAGCUCUUUGAGUUGGUUCAGUUGCUGUUUGUGGUCUGCUUCACCGUGUUCCUUGCCAACUGUGUGGAUUAUGACGUCCUCUUUGCCAACAAGUUUGUAAACCACACUGAUUCUUCCAAAGUCACUUUGCCGGACGCAUUGAUUCCUAUGGAUGUUUGCAGUAAACGUAUUCGAGAUAAUGGAUUUGUCAUCUUUGUCCUGAUCAUCUCCGGGGUGUUUUGGCUCCAUCGCCUGGUCAAAUUCCUCUACAACGUUUGCUGUUACUGGGAGAUCCGAUCCUUUUACAAAAACGCCCUCAAGAUGUCAAUGUCAGAGCUUCCCUAUGCAACAUGGCAGGAAGUUCAGGCCAGGAUCAUAGAGAUCCAGAAGGAGCACCAGAUCUGCAUUCACAAGAAGGAACUGACGGAGCUUGACAUUUAUCAUCGCAUCCUCCGCUUUAAAAACUACAUGGUUGCCAUGGUGAAUAAAUCCCUUCUGCCUGUACGGUUUCGACUUCCUGUCCUUGGAGAAGUUGUGUUUUUCACUCGGGGUCUCAAAUACAACUUUGAGCUCAUCUUCUUUUGGGGGCCAGGCUCACUAUUUGAGAACGAGUGGAGUUUAAAGUCAGAAUAUAAGAGAGGAGGAAACAGGCUUGAGCUCGCUGACAGGCUGGCGUCCCGGAUUCUGUGGAUUGGAAUUGCCAAUCUGCUUCUGUGUCCAGUCAUUUUGGUUUGGCAAAUUCUUUAUGCUUUCUUCAGCUACACUGAGGUGAUCAAGCGAGAGCCCGGUUCUCUCGGGGCAAGGUGUUGGUCCCUUUAUGGACGGUGUUACUUGCGUCAUUUUAACGAGCUGGACCACGAGCUCAUGUCACGCCUUAGUAAAGGCUACAAGGCUUCAUCCAAGUACAUGAAUUGUUUUCUUUCCCCGCUGCUGACAGUUGUGGCCAAAAAUGUUGCGUUUUUUGCUGGGUCUCUUCUGGCUGUUCUCAUUGCUCUGACAAUCUACGAUGAGGAUGUUCUUGCAGUAGAGCAUGUUCUGUCGUCCAUUACUCUGCUUGGCGUCUGUAUCACCAUUUGUAGGUCUUUUAUCCCAGAUAAGCACAUGGUGUUCUGUCCAGAGCAGCUGCUGCGGGUCAUCCUGGCUCAUAUUCACUAUAUGCCCGACCACUGGCAGGGCAACGCGCACAGAUAUGAGACACGAGACCAGUUCUCACAGCUCUUCCAGUACAAGGCAGUGUUUAUUUUAGAAGAGCUGCUAAGUCCUGUGGUGACUCCCAUCAUCCUCAUCUUCUCCCUGAGGAGGAAAUCCCUGGAGAUCAUUGAUUUCUUCAGGAACUUCACUGUAGAAGUUGUCGGAGUCGGAGACACUUGCUCCUUCGCUCAGAUGGACAUCCGGCAGCAUGGACAUCCUGCGUGGAUGUCAGAGGGAAAGACAGAGGCUUCUAUCUACCAACAGGCAGAGGAUGGAAAAACAGAGUUAUCGCUGAUGCACUUUGCCAUCACCAACCCACACUGGCAGCCUCCUCAGGAGACCACACACUUCAUUAGCCAGCUGAAAGAGCGAGUUCACAGAGAGGCUGCAGGGGCUCCCUCUGAAACACAUCCGCUCUCCCUGUCAGAGUCUGAACCAAGGAGCCUCGUAGCAAACCUCUUAGCAGGGCCCUCCACUCUGGCCUCAGUUCAUUUUGGUCGCGACAGCUCUUUGAUCAAUGCAGCAGCUGGCUUAAGUGAUGGAGCAUCUGCCUUGCGCUCCCUUUCUCCAGUCAGCAGCAGUCUUCAUUUGAGAGGCAGUCUGAGUAUGGCACAAAGAGCUAGUGGCUUCACAGCCAAAGCAAUGAGUGGUUCCGGAACUGAUGCUCGCACUGUAAGCUCUGGGAGCAGUGCAUGGGAGGGCCAGCUUACUAGCAUGGUUUUAUCAGAGUACGCCUCUACUGAGAUGAGCAUCCACGCACUUUACAUACACGAGCUCCACAAACAACAGUCUCGGGGUGAGCUGUCCCGCCACACGUGGCACAGACGCGAGAGCGACGAAAGCAGCGACAGCAUCCCAGACGAAGUAAGAAGCGACCACAAUCCUCAGUCUAAGACUUUCCCGCGCUCGCACACUUUCCCCACUGUGGUCUCCAGCCCAAAUGCCACUUCAGCUAGCAGCAGUAAUUCUAAGGGCCAAGAAGAGGAAAAAUCACAGAGUCAGCGGCGCCACAGUGGACCUGCCACAGAUCAUUUAAGCGCUGCAGGAAGGGCAGUAAGGGUGGCUCGUGUGCCUAUGGGUGGGUGGGCAGAGGAUGGUCAAGCAGCACCAAGACACCACGAGUCUGUACCUGAGGAGAGUUCUGAGGAUGAAAUGCCUCCUCACAUCCACAAGGUUACGUAAUCCAGCCGUUUGGGGCACUCCGUUAAUCAUCCACACUCUAUUCCAAAUGUUUCCAGAACUGACAUUUUUUUCUGACAGACAGACAUGUGCAGGGGGGAUUGUCUGCAAUCCUUCAAAAACUCAAGUGGGGUAGCCAUCUGGAAAAGAUUUUGCCGGAUUUGAAAAUGCAGUUAGCCCAUGUAAUGAUAUCCAUUUUCAUAUCAGCUCAAUUUAUUACAGCAAUUAAGGUGGCAGAAAAAAACAUUUUAACAAAUAACUUAAACAGAAAUCAUGGAGCUUCUAGAAUUGAUGGUACUCAAAACGUGUCUUUUUUAUCAUCUUGUAUAAAAAUGUUCUCAAUCUAAAUAGGGACUGUUUAUUUUACAAUAUGUGCUCUGUACUUUCUUUUUUUUCAAACAUUUUUGGAUAUUUACUGGUAUUAAAUUUAAAUGACCUUUGAAAUUGUUGCUGGACUAGUAAAUAUUCUUAAUUGAUUCAUUUUGCUCCAAAUCCAAUGGUGCAGAUGGAUCCUUAUAUAAAAGAUAACUUUCAAAAAUGUUUUUUUUUAAUAUCAAUGAAAUAGCAAAUCAUUGAUCUAAUAAGAUUCCCUCAUCUGUUAGCCUACAUUCUGUAUCCUAUGGUCAGAGAAUUUUAUUUUUAACAGACAUGAAAUUAUUGACGCUUAACAUUUAUUCCUUUUCAAAUGACUUUUAUCGGGUUUUGUUUAGAGGUAUUUUUAAGCAUGUAAUUUUGAAGAUUUUGCCUCUAAAGCAACUGCAAUUCCAAGUGCAUGAAUGUCUUCUCAUUGAAAGGGCCACCUCACUUUUCACCUCUUGUACACCACGUCAGCUUUUAUUUUUAUUUAAGCAAAUUUACAUUAAUGGAGGUUAUUGAAGAAUUAAGCACUUUAAUUAUUUGUAAAUCAAGAGGAUGCGACUUUACAUUGUAUAUUUUCAAAUACAUAUUUUUAAGUUAUUUCAACCUUAAAAAAGGAGUGCCAUGAUACCUGACAGCUGUGAGUAAAGUAAACCGGGACAGAAAUAGGGAAAUGUUUGUGCACUCUUGUAAAGGGAUGUAAAGGAUAGGGAUGCACUGAUUAUUUUUGUUUUGUUAUUAUUGUUUUAUAAAUCCUGUAUAAUACCAUUUUGUACAAUUCAUCUAUUAAAUGCACUGCAACUAUU
Molecule: messenger RNA, 4024 nt
Organism: Oryzias melastigma (Indian medaka)
Lineage: Eukaryota; Metazoa; Chordata; Actinopteri; Beloniformes; Adrianichthyidae
Gene: atg9a
Product: ATG9 autophagy related 9 homolog A (S. cerevisiae)
Exons: 20
Coding region: 318-2864 (848 amino acids)
Biological process (GO): protein localization to phagophore assembly site; autophagy of mitochondrion
Cellular component (GO): autophagosome; phagophore assembly site
Source: RefSeq, a predicted model, not a curated record